Metschnikowia bicuspidata var. bicuspidata NRRL YB-4993 is the source of this 543-nucleotide messenger RNA. RefSeq lists its product as uncharacterized. Lineage: Eukaryota; Fungi; Ascomycota; Pichiomycetes; Serinales; Metschnikowiaceae. The record is from RefSeq and is a predicted model, not a curated record. The transcript has a single exon. The annotation marks the transcript as partial.
AUGAUACGAGGUAAUUAUAGCCUUGCCAAAGAGGUCAGGAAAAGUGAACAAAAGAGUAAACUGAAAAUCCAAUCCCGUCAGAAACAUCAGAGCAAGCUAGAACAGCUUUCUUCAACCGACCCCAUUAGGGUGUUUCUUCAGAUCGAGAAACUAGAGAACAUCACCGGCCCCGAUCAAUUUCAGCAAAAAAAACUAGCAAAACUCCGUCAAGAUUGGUCUUUCAUCAGAAAAAAUAAGCUCCAAGAAGAAAAGGUCAACUCAUUUUUGGCAAAUCGAAAAAAGGCACAGGACGCGAAAGAAAAGGAGCAACGCAAACUACGGGGCAAAGACUCUGUCUACUUCAAUCCAGAGCUAAAUCCUCUUGGAAAAGUUCCUGACAUCAACAAUGUCACAUACGAUUGCGAUUGCUUGCCAAAUAUAGCCAAACCAAGCAAGGUUACACAGAUGUACGAACAAGACGAACUUGUUCUGCACUACAAUAUCAGACCGCCCAAAGGGUCCCCACCAAAGUUUUACAAGAACGUUCAGAAUACGCAAAGAAGA